AUAAAGUUAGCGGUCUACGUGUUUCCCAGACAUGGAAGCCAAUUGGCGAGGGAUUCUCGCACUGUGCCUCUUGAUCCCAGUGGCUCAUGGGGCUGUCAAUGAGUCAACGCUGCGGCAUCACCACUUUAGCUACGGACCUUUAAACGCCAGUCUGGAUUACACGCCGGAAUUCAGUAGAGGAUCAGAGGAAACGCGGGGCAUAAUCCCUUCUCAUCAUGAGCCGCACCUGAUUCGCAGCUCAGUAAUAUUUGGACUGACCAAAGUGGCCAACAGCAGCAACGUGAGUCCCAGUUGCUACAACCACCUGCAACAGGUGCAAAGGGGCAUUCUCAGCAAGCAGCCUUGGGCCAUGAAAGUACUCGAUGCUUCUGGAACAAAGCCAUCUGGAUUCGUUUUUGGCCAAAACUACUGGCUGGGUAGUCGGGAGGCCUGUCGUGGAGUCCAGCGACCCGUGGGAAUUACACUUUCCCGGAAUUAUGAACGCAAGAUGCACUACAGCAUCCUGACCCAAAGCGCUCCCUUUUCAAUGGACUACCGUGUGAUCUACUUGCGACACCGAUCUCCGUGGCAAGUGGAGAUCAAGGUGAUGUCCGAGCAAGUGUUGCACAUAGGUCUGUGCCUGCCCAGCGCCUGCGAUUCGGAGGAAGUGAAGCAAAUAGCCAGGGACUAUGUGUCUGGUGGAACCUUUGCCGAAGAUGAUAUCUUUGACAUGCGACCGGAAGUGCUAUACAUGAAGGAUCUGAAACUGAGCAAUCGUUUCUACCAGCGACUGACAUUCAAGCUAGUGGUGGGCUCGGUCCUGGCCACUGGAGCUCUAAUGGUCUGUGCCCAGCAGCUACGAGUGGCCAAGCGAGGCAAUGAACCGGAUCUUGGCUUGGCUCCCGUUGAAUCAGAAAUCUGGCAGAUUCUGGACACGCUUCUCCAGUGGCAGCCCCUGCAGAGCUUUGUCUCCUGCUUCGAUGUGGUGAACAAUUGGAAUAAGAUUUCCGCCACGAGACAGAACCAGCCCGGAGAGAUUCCCAUCAUGAAUGGCCUGAGAUCUAUCUGCGCCUUUUGGAUUCUAAUAUUCCAUGUGGUGUGGUACAUGUACUUUACAGUCCAUAACAAAACAGUGCUUAUAUCAUAUGCGGAAAAGGCUUUGUUUCAAUACGUGUCCACAGCUCCCCUCUUGGUGGAUGUAUUCUUUACCAUCAGUGGCUUUUUGCAAACUUACAACUUCUUGAGAAACGCCAAGCAACUGGAGGCGGUCCGUGGUAAUGGGCUUUGGGGAAACAUGAAACUUUACGGAAAACUCUUGUUCCACCGAUAUCUGAGGUUGGGACCACUCUAUCUGGUGGUUGUGGGCAGUGUGGAUCUGGCCUUCUCGUACAUUGGAGAUGUCUCCGUUUAUCACAUUAAUGAACGAUUCGACGAACUGUGCACCCAGCACUGGUGGAGGAACCUGCUCUUCAUCCAGAACCUUUUCGAUCACCGGGAACUUUGUGCGAAUUGGAGCUGGAGUCUAGCCUGCGAUAUGCAGUUUUUCCUCCUGGCUAAUCUAAUGCUCUUUGUUUACGCCAAACAUCCCAAAACCGCAAAAGUAUUGACUUUGACCGGACUCCUGGCCACCAUUACUUGGUCCUAUGGGAUUGGCAUCAACUAUAAGUUUGAGUUCUCCUUCGACUCCACCUACGCCACUGGAACCCAAAUCUACACCAGUCCUUUUGUCAGGAUUUUGCCCUAUAUUGUGGGCGCCAUUGCUGCCUGGUGUCUUCAGGAGCAACGCUUCCUGUUCGAGAUGACAGAAAGGCAGAACCGGCGGCUCUGGCACUAUAGUAUUUGGGUGUUUCUGGGAUGCAUAUACUCCACGGUGAAACGGGAUCUGGGUCACCUGAUAACAAUAUCCCUAUUUGUUUUGGGACGUGCUCUAUUCUCGCUUACCGUUUGCUGGAUGGUCGUGGGCAGUGCCAAGGGAAGCGGAGUCUGGUGGUCACGCCUGCUGGAGGCCAAGUGCUUCCAGCAUUUAAAUCGACUGUCCUACGCCAUUUAUCUGUUGAAUCCCUUGGUGAUUGCUCUCGUCUACAGUCUCACCAGUGCUAGUACACACGCCGAUCCGUUUAUGCUGAGCGUGGUCUGCUGUGGUUUCGCCUUGAUCGUGUACCUCGUAUCCAUAGUUUUUUCUCUGGCUUUUGAGCUGCCCUACAGCAAUCUUUCUAGUUUACUGCUACGACGGCAGGGAAAGUCCAAAGCUUCAUAAACUGUGAUUACCUCUCGUUUAUUAUAUUGAAACUAAGUCAGUUAAUAAUAAGAAAUUUAAGAUUAAAAACAUUUUAAA
This is a messenger RNA of Drosophila bipectinata, 2314 nucleotides long. Its product is annotated as nose resistant to fluoxetine protein 6. NCBI's taxonomy places the organism in Eukaryota, Metazoa, Arthropoda, Insecta, Diptera, Drosophilidae. Gene Ontology annotation, molecular function: acyltransferase activity, transferring groups other than amino-acyl groups. The record is from RefSeq and is a predicted model, not a curated record.